ACAUCGCGCCAUACGGGUUCGGGGAGAGGUCAGCUCACGUAAACAAAAACAUGCCACAUGAAAAUUUCAUCAUUUACUUCAUUUAUAAAACUGCUACGGAUAAGACUGCACGUAUCUGACAGGUCUACAGAAUCAAGAAGUUAUUGACAAUAAGCACUGAUUGAAGAGUAAGAAGAUGCCGGCAAGGAGUUUUGAUGAAGCUCCUGUAUUGGAGGAGGUGGUACAAGGUUCUGGGGAUGCUGGUAGUGACAUGACAGCAGCAGGUCCUGGGCCAAAUGAAUCACUGAUACAUGCUGCAAGUGGGGAAGUUGUGAUCAGUGGUGUGUCUUGUAGACUGCCACAGUCUGACAACAUGGAAGAGUUCAAGGAGAAUCUUAUGGGAGGAGUUGAUAUGGUUACAGAGGAUGAUUCUAGAUGGAAACCUGGUCUGUAUGGCCUGCCAAAAAGGAGCGGAAAGUUGAAGGAUCUUUCAAAAUUUGAUGCCUCGUUCUUUGGUGUACAUCCAAAGCAAGCCAACAGUAUGGAUCCGCAGUUACGCAUACUACUGGAAGUCACAUAUGAAGCUAUUGUUGAUGCAGGUAUAAAUCCAGAGGAUAUUAGGGGAUCAAAGACAGGUGUAUUUAUUGGUGCAAGUGCCUCUGAGAGUCAUGAUGCCUGGUCCAUGGAGGUAGAGAAUACAGUUGGAUAUGCCAUGACAGGAUGCACAAGAUCCAUGUUUGCUAACAGACUUUCAUAUUUCUUUGACUUUAAAGGGCCCAGUUAUGCCAUUGAUACAGCAUGCUCAUCAAGUUUAUUGGCCCUGGAUCAAGCAUUACACAGUAUCCGUAGUGGACAAUGUGAUGCAGCCAUUGUGGGUGGAGCUAAUCUUUGUUUGAGACCAGCUGUUGCUGUACAGUUCAUGAGACUUGGUAUGCUGUCACCUGAAGGAAUGUGUAAAUCAUUUGAUGCUGAAGGCAAUGGUUACUGUAGGAGUGAGGGUAUAAUUGCAGUGUAUCUGCAGAAAGAAGUUGGUGCUAAACGAGUGUACUGCACACUAGUUCACUCAAAAACAAACAGUGAUGGGAAUAAACAGCAAGGAAUAACGUUUCCCUCGGGAGAUGUUCAGAAGAGGUUACUGAAUGAAGUAUAUAGUGAGGCAUGCAUUGAUCCAACCCAGGUGUCUUACGUUGAGGCCCAUGGAACAGGCACGAAGGCUGGAGACCCACAGGAAGUCAAUACUAUAUGUGAUGUAUUCUGUAAGGACAGGAAGGGGCCACUGCCUAUCGGGUCAGUGAAGUCAAACAUGGGACAUUCAGAGCCAGCAUCAGGUCUAGCAGCAGUUGCUAAGGUGAUUGUUGCUAUGGAGGAUGGUACCAUCCCUAGCAACUUGCAUUACACUUCUCCAAACCAAGAUAUUUCUGGUUUGACCAAUGGGAAACUUGAAGUAGUUGAUCAAAACAAGAAAUGUGACGUUGGACUGGUUGGAGUGAACUCGUUUGGCUUCGGAGGAUCAAAUGUCCACACAAUUCUCCGGUCAAACAAAUUUAAUGAAAAAUCUGUGUGUGAAGGUUGUGAGAAGAAGAGACUGUUCUUAUAUAGCUCAAGGUCAAAGGAGGGUUUGAAAGAAACUUUGAGAAAAGUCAGAAGGCAUCCACAUGAUUUGCAUUUACAUUCAUUAAUGAAUGAGACUGCUCAUUUGUCGUCUGCUACACAUCCUUACAGGGGUUAUACAUUACUGAAUGGUUCAGAAGAGAUACAUGUACAGAAAGUAAGUUCAGAAAAGCGGCCAGUGUGGUAUGUUUUUGCCGGAAUGGGAACACAGUGGCACGGUAUGGGCCGGAAAAUGAUGGAAAUAGACGCAUUUAGAACUUCAAUAUUGCAAUCAGAUGCAUUGCUGCAACCAUAUGGUGUGAAUCUGUAUGAUAUGUUGAUGAAUGGAGAGGAAACUACCUUUGAAAAUACCAUCAACUCAUUUGUUGGAAUAGCAGCAAUUCAGGUUGCUUUAGUAGAUGUUCUCACAAUCUUGGGUAUCUCACCAGAUGGUAUUGUCGGACACUCUGUUGGAGAGCUUGGCUGUGCAUAUGCUGAUGGAAGUCUGACGGCACAGGAAACAGUUUUAGCAGCAUACUGGAGGGGUCACUGCAUACAGAAUGCCAAACUUCCACCAGGUGGGAUGGCUGCUGUCGGUUUGACAUGGCAAGAGGCCCUUGAACAAUGUCCCCCGGGUGUGGUACCAGCUUGUCACAAUGCUGAAGACACGGUGACUAUCUCCGGUCCUAUUGAUGCUGUUAGAAAGUUUGUCUCAGAACUGAAAGAGAGACAAGUAUUUGCAAAGGAGGUGAACACUGCUGGCGUGGCUUUCCAUUCCUAUUAUAUGAAGGAGAUAGCAGCAUCACUUAAAACAGCACUAAAUAAGGUCAUCAGAAGUCCCAAGGAAAGAUCUGCAAGGUGGAUCAGCUCUUCUAUCCGAGAAACCAACUGGUCCUCUGACCUUGCCAGGUUCUCCUCAGCAGACUACCAUGUGAACAAUCUUGUCAGUCCGGUGCUGUUUCAGGAAGCCUUGAAACAUGUGCCAGCUAAUGCCGUUGUCAUGGAGAUAGCCCCUCAUUGUCUUCUGCAAGCCAUAUUGAAAAGGUCAUUGUCAAAGGACUGUUGCAUUGUGGGAUUGAUGAAGAGAUCACAUGAGGAUAAUGUUGGAUUUUGUCUCUCAAAUCUUGGAAAAUGCUAUCAGCAAGGAUUGAAACUGAAUCCUUUGAAACUUAUACCUGCUGUUUCCUUCCCUGUCCCCAGAGGUACCCCAAUGGUGUCACCAUUGGUGACGUGGGAUCACUCACAGCACUGGAAUGUUCCUACUGCUGACAUGUUUAUUGGAGGUGGAGCAAACUCUGCAAGUGGGUGUGGCUUUGAUAUUGAUAUGUCACAUGACUCGGAAGAUAGGUACUUGAUUGGACACAAGAUAGAUGGGCGUGUCCUUUUCCCAGCUGCAGGGUAUAUGUUGUUGGCUUGGAAGACCUUAGCUAAACUGGAAGGGACACAGUAUGAUGAAUUAACAGUAUUAUUUGAAGACGUUGACAUUCACAGAGCUACAAUCUUGCCAGAGAGCGGUAAAAUCCAUUUUGAUGUGAGAUAUAUGCCUGGUACUGGAAACUUUGAAAUACAAGAAGGUGGAACAUUGGUUGCCAGUGGAAAAGUUACUUGCCCUGAAAGCACUGAUCUUGCCAGAAAUGAUGCUGAUUUUGACCUCAGUACUGAAGAGUAUCCGCUGAAAUCCUCAGAUGUGUAUAAAGAGUUGAGACUGAGAGGCUAUGAUUAUGGGCCAACAUUUCAAGGCAUAAAGGAGGCUGAUAUUUCAGGAGUGCAUGGUAAACUGUUAUGGACAGGAGAGUGGGUGUCUUUCUUGGAUACAAUGUUACAGAUGACAAUUCUAUCACAGCCAGGCCAUGGUCUCUGCUUGCCAACAAGGAUCAAAGCUCUAACCAUAGACCCACUGGUGCAUCAUGGGAGAGUCAUAGAUCUUGGGGAUGAUCAGAAAGGAUUCUUCGCUAUAGUUGACAAGUAUUGUGACACAUGUAAAUCAGGAGGAGUAAAGAUCCUUGGUCUACAUGCAACCUCAGCUCCACGUCGUCAUGACUACCAUCAUCCAAUCACAGAAAAGUAUAGCUUUGUGCCAUAUCACUCACACAUUCCUGUAAAAAUGUCACAACCCAUGGAGCAGUAUGCCAGUCACUGUAAACAUUGUGCUCACAAAGGGCUUACUAAUCUUCUAACAUGCCAUGGGAACAAUGGAUUAAAGAGCAAACAACAUAUCAGAGCUGUUGUUGAGCUAUCUGCGGAACAAGUUGAUUCAGCAGAGAUUUCCUCAGAACUAGACAGUCAUGGUUUUCUUUCUGUUUUACAGAAAAUCUUCAGCAUUGACUAUGAUGAUAAUUUUGCUGAAAAUGUUGAUAAGUUAGUUACCAACAGUCAUAAAUCACUAAUUUCUGAUCCGCUGCUGAAUUUGCUCACCACACCUGAAACACUGAAACCAUGUUUUGACCUGGUUGUCGAAAAUUCUUUGAAUCAACGCUUGAAGAUUUUGGAAGUGUCUGAUGCUGGGAUGAGCAGUCAUCUAAUGCCAUUUGCUGCCAGUCAUCCAUUGUUACAUGCAUCAUUCACAGUCGCCACAGCAAAAGGAAAUGAAAGUAUUGAUGGAGUAGAGGUUGUCAAAUGGUUGCCAAGUGUUGAACCUCUUCAGUCACUUCAGAAGAAGAUACAUUUAGUGGUUGCCAAUAACAUUCUUCAUAAACAGUCAAAUAUCAGAUCAGGGUUGUAUAAUAUAUCCGAAUGUCUGGAGGUUGGAGGGUUUAUUCUCAUACAGGAGGUCACUCAAAACUUCCAUCUUGCCUUGUUAUUGGAUGGCUUUAACAAGGAUGAUAUUUAUACUGAUCUCAGCAGCAGAAGCUGCAGUAUUUAUUGUACAGCUGAAAAAUGGAGGGAAAUAUUCUCACAAUCUAGUUUAGAGAUUAUUUAUGAAAAGUCUGACUCUUGCCUAAAUACUGUGUUUUUAUUGAGAAAAGUUAGAAAAGAUUCUGUUCCGCAAAAAAUUGUAAAUGUCACAGAUCUUGGUUGCGCAUGGGUGGACAACUUGAAAGAUGAAAUGUUGUCAAUGCAGUCUAAAGCAAAGGGAGAGAACUUAUGGUUGGUUGCAGAUGAGAACAUCAAUGGAAUUAUGGGUAUGGUGAAUUGCCUGCGACAAGAACCUGGUGGUGAUAGAAUUAGAUGUGUGUUUAAUAAGAGCCAUGAACCACUACCAGACAUUGAGAGUGUUGUGAAAGACUUGUCAGAGAAAGAUCUGGUUGUGAAUAUCUAUGACAAUGGUGUAUGGGGAUCUUUUAGGCAUCUGCCUUUAUCUUCAGCUACACUACUACAGACAGAGCAUGCAUUUGUGAAUGUUUUGACAAAAGGGGAUCUCUCGAGUUUACAUUGGAUCGAGUCCCCUCUGCGUUACUACUACCCAGCCCUCCAUCCACAGACAGAGUUGUGUAGAGUUCAUUAUGCCUCCCUCAACUUCAGAGAUGUUAUGCUUGCUACAGGGAAACUUCCACCUGAUGCUAUCCCAGGAGGCAUUGCUAACCAGGAGUGCAUGCUGGGAAUGGAAUUUUCAGGCACAGAUUCAAAUGGCAGACGUGUCAUGGGCUUAGUGCCAGCAAAGGGUCUUGCCACAGUGGUGGAUGUAAACAGACAUUUUAUAUGGUCGGUACCCGAUUCCUGGUCACUUGAAGAUGCAGCAACCAUCCCUGUGGUCUACACAACAGCUUACUAUGCUCUGGUUGUCAGGGGCAACAUUCACCAUGGCGACAAGGUCCUCAUACAUUCUGGUAGUGGAGGAGUUGGUCAGGCCGCUAUAGCUAUUGCUCUCAGCUAUGGUUGUGUGGUGUUUACAACUGUAGGCUCUCAGGAGAAGAGAAAUUACCUUAAGUCGAGGUUCCCUCAACUUACUGACAGACAUUUCUUCAAUUCUAGAGACACCACAUUUGAAAAUGGCAUACUGAAUGCUACAAAGGGGAAAGGAGUUGAUAUUGUGUUGAACUCGCUCGCUGAAGAAAAAUUACAGGCCAGUCUUAGAGUCCUGGCUCAACAUGGACGGUUCUUGGAAAUUGGAAAGUUUGAUCUCUCAAAUAACACUUCCCUAGGUAAGUCAGAAAGGAGAUGAAGGAAGUAUUUUUGA
Messenger RNA from Mercenaria mercenaria, 5686 nucleotides. RefSeq names its product fatty acid synthase-like. The transcript has 20 exons. The record is from RefSeq and is a predicted model, not a curated record. The coding region runs from base 176 to 5671 and encodes 1831 amino acids. NCBI's taxonomy places the organism in Eukaryota, Metazoa, Mollusca, Bivalvia, Venerida, Veneridae. Gene Ontology annotation, molecular function: 3-oxoacyl-[acyl-carrier-protein] synthase activity; oxidoreductase activity; fatty acid synthase activity. Gene Ontology annotation, biological process: fatty acid biosynthetic process.